AUGCUUAGGCUCCGCUGGCUGACGUGGGACGCGAAGGACACGCUGCUGCGGCUGCGGCAGCCCGUGGGGGACAGCUACGCGGCCGAGGCCCGCGCCCGCGGGCUGCAGGUGCCGGCGGCGGCGCUGUCGCGGUCGUUCCGGGAGGCGUACGGAGCGCAGAGCCGGCGCUUCCCCAACUACGGCCGGGGCCAGGGCCUCAGCUCCCGGCAGUGGUGGGCGGACGUUGUGCAGCAGACCUUCGUGCUCUCGGGCGUGCACGACCGCGCAGUGCUAGCGGCGAUGGCAGAGAAGCUCUACGACGACUUCUGCAGCGCCGACAACUGGGAGCUGCUGCCGGGCGCCAGCCAGACGCUGAGCCGGUGCCAGCAGCGGGGCUUCCGCAUGGCAGUCGUCUCCAACUUCGACCAGAGGCUGGAAACCAUCCUCUGCCAGUGCCACCUGCGGCACUACUUUGACUUCGUCCUCACCUCAGAGGCCACAGGCUUUGCCAAGCCGGACGGGAGGAUCUUCCAGCAGGCCCUGAGCCUCGCCGGGGUGCCGCCGGGGCAGGCAGCUCACAUCGGGGACGACUACGCCCGGGAUUACCUGGCAGCCCGGGCCCUGGGCAUGCACAGCUUCCUGCUCCGCGUUGCCCAGCAGGGUGAGCAGCCAGAGGUGCCCCCCGAGCAUGUCCUGCCCACGCUCGGCCACCUCCUGGCUCGUAUUGAGAAGGUGUAGCUGCGUGGUGCAGGGGCAGCAGCACUGCUGCUGCGCCGUCAGCUGGUCCUGGGAGGGAUUUCUUGCUGCUGACUGAGCAGGGAAAGGCAAUGAGAGCCUUUGGAACGCUGCUGCCGCUGGAGCAGGAGGGUGGUGAGGCAAUUAAAAUGUUACCUGGCACUCAGCGUCAGAGCUCUAAGAACACCAUGGGAGAGGGUCAGUGCUGCUCUCUGCCCCUAAUGCAGCUGGCACUGGGUGAAGGCUCCUUCUGGCAGGAGGGCUGGGGACGUACCUUGAGGUUUAGCCUUUCUUGGUCGCCUCAGGAAGAAACUCAAACAUUCCCCAUCAGGGCUGGGGCUGGUCCUGCUCUAGGGAAGAUCUGCUCACAGAGAGCACCCAGGAGACCUGCACACAGGCCCUGCAUGCCCCAGGUUUGCCAUCUCAGCAGCAUCCCCUUCUCCAGCUGUGGCAGGAGGCAGCUGCAGGCGUCUUGCUGCAGGCAGACUGGUCUAGAGGUGGGCAGUUCCACUUAACUAAUACUGCUAAUUAGCAAACUUUACUUAUUAUUAUGAAAUAAAGACAGAUUUUAAACAGC
This is a messenger RNA of Pogoniulus pusillus (Red-fronted tinkerbird), 1291 nucleotides long. RefSeq names its product haloacid dehalogenase like hydrolase domain containing 3 (gene HDHD3). The coding region runs from base 1 to 717 and encodes 238 amino acids. Gene Ontology annotation, cellular component: nucleus. The transcript has a single exon. The record is from RefSeq and is a predicted model, not a curated record. NCBI's taxonomy places the organism in Eukaryota, Metazoa, Chordata, Aves, Piciformes, Lybiidae.